Messenger RNA from Paracoccidioides lutzii Pb01, 1695 nucleotides. Its product is annotated as glycerol-3-phosphate O-acyltransferase. Bases 1 to 1695 code for a protein of 564 amino acids. Gene Ontology annotation, molecular function: glycerone-phosphate O-acyltransferase activity; glycerol-3-phosphate O-acyltransferase activity. Gene Ontology annotation, cellular component: endoplasmic reticulum membrane. Gene Ontology annotation, biological process: phospholipid biosynthetic process. The transcript has 6 exons. The record is from RefSeq and is a predicted model, not a curated record.
AUGUCCCAAAGCUAUAUGAUACCGUGGCUCUACGACUUCGGAAUAUGGGUUUUUUCAUUAUGUCUUGACAUUUUCUUCCGUGAGAUCUACUCUCGAGGGACAUGGCGGAUUCCCAGGAAUGGUCCGGUAAUCGUUGUGGCCGCACCGCACGCCAACCAGUUCGUUGAUUCCGCUAUAUUAAUGCGCAAUUUAAGAUACUAUGCCAGUCGUCGUACUUCAUUUCUCACUGCCGACAAGACUAUGCGCGAGCCGUACAUUGGCACAAUGACACGUCUGAUGGGAGCAGUAUCUGUUGUGAGAUCUAUGGACCUUGUCAAACCCGCUGAGGGUAAAAUAUACAUUCCUGAUCCAGAAAAUGACCCCACUCUUAUCCGCGGGCAAGAAACAGAUUUCACCAACGGCCAAUUCAUGGAAGGGGGUAUGAUUGAAUUGCGUCUCCAAAAGCCUUUCAAGGAUUUUGAAAAUGGGCUCCCACUCCACAAGCCAUUGCGCGAAGGGACCCCCUUAAAGGUUGCACCGUUCGUUGACCAAAGCCAAAUGUUCGACGCGGUUUAUCGCAAGCUUUGCAGCGGUGGCUGUGUUGGCAUUUUCCCCGAAGGUGGGAGCCACGAUCGCCCUAGUUUCCUCCCAUUGAAAGCCGGCGUGGCCAUCAUUGCCCUAGGUACCCUUGCGCGUCAACCUGACUGCGGCUUGAGCAUAAUUCCUUGCGGCAUGAAUUGCUUCCACCCUAAUAAGUUCCGCUCCCGCGCCGUAAUAGAGUUUGGCAAUCCCGCUCAAGUUCACCCAGACCAGAUCGAAGCUUUCAAGGCAGGCGGCCAUCUGAAACGUAACGCCGUGGGGUCAUUAUUGGAAACAAUUGAAGAAGCCCUUGCCGCUGUAACCCAACAAUCUCCCGACCAUGAGACACUUAUGGUCAUUCAAGCUACUAGAAGACUAUACAAGCCUCUGCGGAUGAGACUCCCUCUACCUGUCAUUAUUGAGCUUAACAGAAAUCUCCUUAAAGGCUACACGCAGUUUAAAGACGAACCUAAGGUAUCCGGGAUCACCAAGUCGAAUGGGGGGAUGUUGAGCAGCGGCCGUGGUGGCUGGUUUUCGGAAUCCUACUUUGCCGUAUUGCAACGCCAAGCACUGGCCUCAUCAGUUGUGAAACUAGAAGGCCGUGACCAAUUGCGACUGUCUGGCUUUAUUACUGUCGUCACGAGGGACAUUACCCAAACGUUGUUCCGUGGUGGAUUGACCUCAGGAAUUAUAUUCCUGAUAUUGUCCCGUUAUGUUGCGAGCAGAGCGGCAGGCAUUGUCUUCCCAAGUUGUGGAGGUGGUCAACACAUUUGGUCCAGAAAUUAUCCCGAUUUCGAAUCGGAAAAACUGGUUCGUGAGGACUCUCACGAUGAUGUGUAUCAAUCUCGACUGAAGAGCAUGCCUCCGAGUAAAUCGGGGAGCCGGAGUAGAAGCGAAAGUAGGGAUAGCCGAUCCAGCAGCAUCAGCUCCUUUCUCAACGAUACUUUACUCAGGCCCUUGUCUACUCUAUCGAAGGAUAACCUAGGUGAGGUGAACCGGAGAAUCCAGGACUCCAAGUCGAAGAAACGCAUACGGCGCUCACGACGAGACGAUGUGUCAGAUGAUGACCUUGUCUUAGUUGACGAAUACUCUAGUGUUAGAAGCCAGCAUUUUACGGAAGAUAAGAAAUCAAGAUGA